UUGUGCCCCUAAUCCUCCCUCCUCCUCCAAUGUGGAAAGAAAAACCAUAGAACAUUUCUAAGGAAGAAUGACUGAAUAUGAGACUGAAGGAGAAAAUGCAGUUCAAAUCACCUCAAGAUUUAUAAAGUCUGACUGACAGGAACAAUAGAAGGGCUAUUAGCAGAAGGGGAAUAAAGGAAUGAGUUUAAGGGAUCACCUAGAAGCCGUAGGUCACACAUGUAUUCUGAAAGACACCCUUGGCUUUGAAAGCUCCUCGGCAGUAACCAGCUUAAUUGUCACUGAGAAGUGUGAGGCAGCCCUUGCCCUUCAUCUGUAUAAAGGAGGCAGAUUUUUGCAAGGUCAAAAAAUUCCUUUCGGAAUCAUUUUUGGAGGAACAGAUAUAAAUGAAGAUAUUAACCAUGAAGAAAAGAGUCAGGUGAUGGGGACUGUUCUAGAAGAAGCCAGAUUUGCAGUGGCUUUUACGGAAUCAAUGAAGGAAAUGGCACUAACUAAGUGGUCACAUGCGAAGGGUAAAAUCUAUGUCCAAAAUCAAGGAGUUUCAACAAUACCAAAUGUCAUCUUUAAUUGGAACACAUUUCUACAAAGUACAGAUUUUCCACUCCGGAGAUUGCAAAUCAGGACUCAUACCAGAUGGUCAAAAGAAAUCAAUCAAGGAGCAGAUAAUUUGCACAUUUUUCUUUUGAUAUGUGGACUUAGACGAGUCAAAGAUCCUCUUUAUUUGGUGGAUGCAUUCUCAGAAUGGCAUCAAGAAGAACCCAAUGUUUACAUGGUUAUUUUGGGACCUGAAGUUGAUCCAGUGUUUACAAAUGAAGUGAAAGCCAGAGUAAAAAGGGCAGCUGGGGUACAAUUGAUGGGGGAGAUGCCUUCAGAAGAUCUUCAUGCUGUUGUGAAAAAUUGCUUUGCUGUUGUGAAUAGCUCCAUUUCAGAAGGAAUGUCAGCUGCAGUUCUGGAGGCAAUGGACCUGGAAGUUCCUGUGUUGGCAAGAAACAUUCCUGGCAAUGCGGCCAUUGUUAAGCACGAAGAGACAGGAUUAUUGUUCUCCAAUCCUCAGGAAUUUGUACAGCUGGCCAAAAGACUGGUCAAUGAUCCUGCAUUAGAAAAGAAAAUCGUGACACAAGGAAAAGAGUAUGUGAAAUUGUGCCAUUCAUGGAAAUCUGAAAGAGAUACCUAUCAAAAUCUCAUGCGGAAACUUCAGUGAAUUAUCAAGUGUUAGGAAAAUGUGCAUGGGAUUCAUCAUGUGUCAUUCCAAAUCAAUUAUAAACCACAACCCAUGGGUAUUACAUCCAGAUCUGAAUUUAAGUCAGUGGGGUCCAUUUUAGUAAAAAUCAGACAUAUUUCAUUGGAAUCUUAGAGGGACACAAAUGUUCAGUCAUAGAAUGCUCAUUCAAACCCUAAAAUUAGAAAUCUGUUCAGUACUUUAUAAUUGUCCUGUCUAAAUAUCCCUGAUGUAUUGCAUCAACUGAUUGUGGUGGAGGUUCAGAAGCUAAUUUCAGAGGAAUUAGCUUUUAGCAGAAGUGGGGUUUAAAAAAAAUCUGUCCCAGAGAAACAUAGCUAUAGUUUUCAGGCAGAUAAACCUUCAAUGCACACAUACUCAAUACCCUCCCCACCCUCAAUCCAUCCAUGCAUUUUUUUAAAAGAAUUAUGGAAUAAAACAAGCAUUUCUAUAACAUAGUACAAUAAAAAAGAUGAUUGCACAUGAAACUACAAAUCUGCUAUGCACAAUUUGCUAUUUCUUUCAAAUAUACAAUAAAAUGAUCAUGUAAAUUUCUUUUUUUUUUCCUUCCCUCCCCUCCACCUCCUACCCUAGAGAUGGCUACCAUUAGGUCGGUCAAUAGACAACAAGAUUUUUUAAAUGGCAAAGAAAAUCUCAAGGGGAAAAUGUCCUUUAUCAUCUUUCUUGUAAAGUGAAUUAAAUUCAUAUUUUGACAUUUAAAUCUUAGGAAUACAGAUACAAGGUGUUUGAAGUAUUAAGUAUAAAAUCUGGCAAUCGGUUGGUUUGUACUUAGUGUUUAAAAACUUGUAGGUGGACUUCCUCCACUGAAAUCCUGUUCUGAUACCUCCUUGUGGCCUGGAAAAGACUUUGGGCUUUUUUCAGGACCAGUCCAAGUUCAGAGAGAUUCAUCAGGUUGGCUUUAGGUUAAUGCAUUUUUUGGACAACAUAGUUAUAAGAAUCAUCUGUUACACAGUGUGUGUGUAUGUAUGUAUGUGUGUGUGUUUUGAAAUUAAGUGAUUUGCCUAGGGUCACAUAGCUAGGAAGUAUUAAGUGUCUGAAGCCGGAUUUGAACUCCAGAGCUAGUGCUCUUUCUACUGCACCAUCUCCUAUAAAUUUUUGUGGGGGUGUGAUUAUGCCUUGGGAGUGAGUACCCCCUACUCAUGAAUGUCUAGACCCUGGAAGUAUUGAAGGGGGAAACGCUGUCCGUAGUACUGGAUACAGUGAUAUGAAAUGGGUAUAUCUUACCCUAGGCAUCUAUUAACUCAUCAGUUACAUAAUUAGAAGAUGGGGGCUAGAAUCUAGAGGAAAGAACAAAAUUCAGAAUACUUGGCUUUUUGUUCUAGUUUGAUGGAAUGAGGAAGAUUGAGGAAGAGGCCAUGGGAUCUGGAGUAGCCUAAAGUCACCAGUUGGCUGGAAGAGGCUGAUCUGGGUACACCAAGCCUGUGCCAUCCCUGCCCCCCCCCAAAAAAAAAGUGAAAAGGUUAAGAAUUAUCUGGGCCCAAUUCAGAAUUUCCCUCUCCCAACUACCCUCAGGACCAUGGCAGACACAGGGGACCAAUGUUGGUGAGAAAACCAUAUAUUCUUUGUUAUGUGUAUUGUUCAGUUUAACCCUUUAAUUGUGCAAUAUCUCCCUUUUAUUGUUAAUAAGCUUUGAGAAUAGGAACUAUAGCUGUGAUUUCAUUGAUAGAACUCCCAAUUUUCUCUAGCAAUUUAUGUGUCAAGUGCUCUGUAACUUAAUGUACCUCAACAUUUAAGAGAUGAGACCUUGUGAGUGGUUCAUUGUCAAAGGUAGUAUGUGAACCCAGUCUUUCUGGCUUUGUGACUAUUCCCUAUCCAUUAUACCACACUACCUUUCCUAUUAAUACAUAUUAAUCCCUUGUAAUAAAGUUCACUUAUCCACCAAACAUGAACUCUAUAGAAUGCUUUAAGAUUUGCAAAGCACUUUCCAUAUAUUAUCUCACUCAAUCCUCACACAUCCCUGUGAGGUCAGGGCUGUUAUUAUCCCCAUUUUACAGAUUAGAUGACUGAGGCUCAAAGGUCUUAUAAUAGUUUCUGAAGCAAGAUUCAAAUUCAGGUCUUCCCAACUCCCAAAUUCAUAGUUCCCAUCUCCUACUUGCCUCUGAAUUUGCCUUGAAAACUGCCUGUUGUAGACAGCAGUAUGUUCAUUUCCAUGAGUGUGCUGUCACCCCCUAAUUAAGAGGGAGGGAGAAAAUUGAUUGAAACCCAUGGUUUAGACACUCAAGGCUUCAUGUAAAAGGGGGGAGUGGGAAAAGUAGGCAAAUGUUAUCUGGGGCCACUCACAUCCCAUUUGAGAAAAACUUUAAUGCCGUUUUGCUGCUGUGGCGCCUGCCAGGAGUGAUCAGAUCUGGCUGUGCUUUAAGGGGCAGAUUGGGAUAUUUUGGACUCACUGCUUUUCAGCCUUUCUAUUUUUAAAAUAAUAGGUUUAAACUAUCUAUUUUGAAAUGUUAAAAAUAGACCUCAAAGCAAAUAAAUUCCGAUAAUAGUUUGCAAGGGAAAGGAAUGAGAAGUUUAUCUUACUCAGCCCUUCAGUACAACAUUCCGCCAUCUUGAUCUCAGGUGUUUCUACUGAACACAGACUCAUUACCCAAAGACCUUUGUGGGUGAACAGUGGGGGCUCUGCAGAGCUAAAAACAUCUGCUUAGGGCCUUUGGCAAAGCAAUCUUUGCUUUGUCUAAGGGUGUAAGGGGUCUGAGAAGCCAUGGCUGUGGCCAGAGAUAGGACAUCAAAGCCCAGCAGCUGGAUUCAGGCGGGGAAUAUCCAGCUUUUUGAUGUCACUUUGAAUGCAGCUGAAACUGGUUUGUGCAAAAAUGGCCCAAAUAGGAGGGACUGCUGUAUCUGUGUUCAUUUCUCUACUGUCAAAUAUUGCUGCUAUUAUAAAAUGCUGAUUGUUUGAAAACCUGGCUCAGUCUUUCAUUGAAUGACAUUAAAGAUGCAGGACUUCCCUCUUGUUAAUUUAUGCUUUUAUUUUCAAAAUGUACACUAGAAUCCUUUGAGAAAAGGACAUAUUUUUAAGACAAUAAAAAUGUUUCACCAACAAUAUACAGAAAAAA
Messenger RNA from Antechinus flavipes (yellow-footed antechinus), 4284 nucleotides. It is a transcript of the gene GLT1D1, whose product is annotated as glycosyltransferase 1 domain containing 1. Gene Ontology annotation, molecular function: glycosyltransferase activity. The transcript is spliced from 13 exons. NCBI's taxonomy places the organism in Eukaryota, Metazoa, Chordata, Mammalia, Dasyuromorphia, Dasyuridae. The record is from RefSeq and is a predicted model, not a curated record. The coding region runs from base 179 to 1198 and encodes 339 amino acids.